UCCACAACCAUGACAUCUCCACGUCAGAGACGAGGACACCGGCCUCCCCCGCGCAAAAAGGCUUGUCAAGGCUGCACCAAAUCCAAAGUCCGCUGUGAUCUGGAGAAGCCGACCUGUUCCCGCUGCCGAUCGCUCGCCCGGCCCUGCGAAUAUCCAUCCCAUCCUCCUGUCGUCACCCCUCCGGCCGAGCUCAACUACACGGCGCCCACUGAGCCAGUCUUGCCGAUAUUCAGUUCAUCGCAGCUCGAUACAAUGCCUAUCCCCCUAGCCAACUUUAGCAGUUCGGCCUGGACUCCGCGUCAGCCACGCAGGCAGGCGUCCAACACUGUGCGUGAGGAAAUCAGUGGACUGGACUUGACGUUGGUUGAUCUGGUGCCAAGUGAAGAUGCGGUAAUCAUUCGCGAUCGAUGGCUUCGGCCUUAUAUUCUGCCUCCGCUGGGGCAAAAUGAGGUUCCGAAGACUUAUCAUCCAUUCACGCUGCAGUUCAUCUCCAGGAUAUUGAGCACAUAUCCCCGAUGUAUGAUGAGAGAUGGAGAGGUCCCGCCGAUCAUCCAUCGAUUGCAGGUUACGGGGGGUAGAAUGCCCCGUGCCUUGGCUAAUUGUUAUAGUCUGGUGCGAAUGUGGGAACAGGCUGCGGUGGGGAGUGAGGCCUUGGUGGUCGAGACUGUGGAGAAGGAGAUGGAGCGGCUGGAGAAUGAGGACAGGACUCGUUCGAAUGACAUCGAUCUACUUGCAACCUUUCAGGCCUAUCUCAUAUACUCUAUCAUGCUAUACUUCUCUCCUCUGGGAGACAGCCCGAAUGUCACCGACAAGGUCAUGAUUACACUCAUGGAGAUGGCUUUCCGUACUGCUCGGAAUGGACUCUUUUGUGCCGCUGAGAUCUCGCAUACAAAGCCUAGCUGGGAAUCGUGGAUUGUGGCGGCCGCUAAGCGCCGGUCGAUUUUUACCAUGUACUUGUUCUGUAGUGUAUAUAACGCCGACAAACUCCUGCCUAACUUUAUUGCGGAUGAAAUGACGGGCGUUUUUGCCCCUGAGGCCAAGCUAUUGUGGGAGGCUAGUACUCGAGAAACAUGGGAGAAAGAGUACGAUCGGCAUCUCCUCCAGUGGCAAGAUGGGAUGUUGGAGAUAUCGGAACUUUGGAGAUCUGCAGAGACGGGGACACCACGACGACGAGAAAGAAUUGGACGGUGGAUAAAAACAGUGGAUGAGUUUGGAAUGAUGAUGUUUGGAGUGACUACUCAUGUACAUGGGUGUUGAUCUUGCUAUGCCACUUCUGCCA
Molecule: messenger RNA, 1279 nt
Organism: Aspergillus sclerotioniger CBS 115572
Lineage: Eukaryota; Fungi; Ascomycota; Eurotiomycetes; Eurotiales; Aspergillaceae
Product: Zn(II)2Cys6 transcription factor domain-containing protein
Exons: 2
Coding region: 10-1257 (415 amino acids)
Biological process (GO): regulation of DNA-templated transcription
Molecular function (GO): zinc ion binding; DNA-binding transcription factor activity, RNA polymerase II-specific
Source: RefSeq, a predicted model, not a curated record